UGGAGCUCGGGGACCCUAGGGUGGCAGAAGUGGUGGCAAGGCGUUGGAGAUGAGUGUUCAGGUCACUGUGACCCUGUUAAGUGCUAAAGGACUGAGAUGACAAAACUAAAUGAGGGCUGUGGGGUCCUGAUGUAAAGAUCAGAUGACUUGUGAGUGGGCCCCGGAGUGAGGGAACAGGGUAGAAGUCUGACUGGACAGCGACCCAGCAGCUCCACCACCGCGGAGCCAAGCUCUACCUGGACCCGCCCACAGGUCCCACCCACCAGCCACGCCCACAGGGCAACCACGCUCCAGCCUGACCACGCCCCCGUUGCCCAGGUCUGGCUCUGGCUAGCUGGGCGAGUGGAGUCAAGAAAGGACGCGCCACACCAGCUGUCCACCGACCCCCCCAGUCCCGGCCCUCGCGCCCAUGGCCGCACCCGGACCCCGCGCCUUGCGUGCUGCUCUCUGCGGCGGCUGUUGUUGCCUCCUCCUGUGUGCCCAGCUGGUUCUAGCUGGGAAAGGAGCUCAUGGCUUUGGGCGGGGAGCCCUGCUCCGACUGAACGUCUGGCCUACUGCCCAGGGGGGCUGUAAACACCUGGGACACUGUGAACGCUGUGUGGACAGAGCCCACAACCUCUCUAUUUGUGUCUGGCAGCAAUGCGAGCCAGAGGAGCCAGGACACUGUGUGGCCCAAGCUGAGGCAGUCAAGGAGGGUUGUUCAAUCUAUAACCGCUCAGAGUCAUGCCCAGCUUCCCACCAUCAUUCCACUGAGGAACCGAAGGCAAGUACCACAGGGAGUCCCCCCAUCCCUGAAGACCACAGCCCAGGUUUUGACGGAGCUAGCUUCAUUGGGGGCAUUGUGCUAGUACUGAGUCUGCAAGCAACAGCUUUCUUUGUGUUGCGCUUCCUCAAGGCCAAGGACAGCACUUACCAGACACUAAUCUGACCCCAGUGGUCCUGGCUCCUCCUUGAAGGGACAGAGGACUCAGAGGUUACCCUCUUGGUUGCUUUAUGGGCACUGGGGGUGGGGCAAACUUUGGCCACCAGUUUCUGGUCCCUGUAGGCACAGGGCACCAAGCAGGCUUAGCUCUGAUGGCUGACAAUUCCUGUCCUGAGCCUGAUACCUGCAGCUGAGAGCACCCUCCAGCCACCUCGUGUCUCAUCCAGCCAGCUGGGCCCCCUAAGCUGCUGCCUCUUCCUACCAUCCCACCCUGGAGUCUACCCUCAAAUAAAGGACCUGUUUCCACCCCA
Mastomys coucha (southern multimammate mouse) is the source of this 1233-nucleotide messenger RNA. It is a transcript of the gene Cd164l2, whose product is annotated as CD164 molecule like 2. The transcript is spliced from 7 exons. Gene Ontology annotation, cellular component: cytoplasmic vesicle. NCBI's taxonomy places the organism in Eukaryota, Metazoa, Chordata, Mammalia, Rodentia, Muridae. The record is from RefSeq and is a predicted model, not a curated record. Bases 410 to 928 code for a protein of 172 amino acids.